UGGUUUAAAAGGCCACUGCACACUGUGUUUAUUCUGCACAGAGGCACUGUGGGUAAAACAGUGUGAUAAGAGGUGUGUUAGAUCUGAGCACUGCGAGUGUGUAGCAUGUGUGUGUGUAAAGCUCUGUUCCUCCUCUGGAUAUUCUCACUUCUCAGCAGAAACGGAUUUGGUUAUAAUUAUGAGGAUUAUUCAGAUUUCUCCUAUAAUGACAUCACAGACGGAGAUCAGCAGGAGACGGGUGCUUCUCCUUGUCCCUCUGAUGAUGGAGAGCGAUUACAUUGGGACAAGAUCUUCAUCAUGAUGGAGAACUCACACAUGAUGCAGAAGAUUCUCCUCCAGGCCAAUGAAGAACUGAAGAUGGAGAUCUCCUCACUGAGAAAUCACAUCCAGAAGAUCUCCAGUGACAUCUCCACUUCCUGUCUCAGAGUCGUCAAGGAGACCUGCCUGUCCAUUAACGCACAGCAGAACCUCAGAGUGAACCAGAACACGACCCGGCUAAAGCGAGAUGUCCAGCAGAAUGUUAGUGUACAGCAACUGGAGGAGAUGAAGGUGAGAGAGAAGAUGAAGGAGUUGAAGAAUGUGGAGGAAAUGAUGGAGAUGGACAAAACUGAGAAGAUGGAGGAGAGUGACAAAAGUUGGAGAUGGACAAAAUGGAGAUUUUGGAGAUGAUGAAGAACUCAAAAUGAAAGCUGACUGGACUGAUAAUUGUGAUUUUAAUUCUUUGUGUGGUUCUCUUUGUCCAUUUGGAUGUGUCUGCCAUGUAUACUGUGUUUUUCUGAGGAGUUUCACCAUACUGUUCCUCAUUAGAAGCUUCAUGGAGACUUGAAGGCUGGAGGCUUUUUCACAUGAUGAUGAUUUCAGGCUUUAUACUGUAAAACAACUCUGUAAUUUCCAACAUUAUUAUUUUCCUUGUGUUUUAUUUUCACUAUGAGUUUUGUUCCUGCCUUUAUAUUUAAAGUUGAGUGUCUCCUCGAGCAUGCACCUCCUCGGGAUAAAAUAAAAUAAAAAAAAGAUUACAUUUACCCAAAACAUUCAUCAUCUGGAGACUGAGCAGGUCUGAGAUCAUUGUUUUGUGUUUUUUCUCUUGAAGGUGCAGUAUCGUGUAGCUUGGUCACUUGUUCCAGAAUUCAUUAGAAGUACAUUUUGUGAGGGAAUAAAAAUCAGUUUCCAGUUGUUUCUAGUGUGAUUGAGUGGAAAGAGUAACUCCACCCAGCUCCACCUUCAUCAUUAAAUACAGUUAAAACAGUGAAACCCAAACAGAAAAAUUAACUGAAGCAGUUUAAAACCACACCAAUGCAGUUUUAUUACACAAUAAACAAAAACAGCUCCAUGGAAA
Molecule: messenger RNA, 1336 nt
Organism: Pangasianodon hypophthalmus (striped catfish)
Lineage: Eukaryota; Metazoa; Chordata; Actinopteri; Siluriformes; Pangasiidae
Gene: ptx3b
Product: pentraxin 3, long b
Exons: 2
Coding region: 106-669 (187 amino acids)
Source: RefSeq, a predicted model, not a curated record